Molecule: messenger RNA, 1013 nt
Organism: Dermatophagoides farinae (American house dust mite)
Lineage: Eukaryota; Metazoa; Arthropoda; Arachnida; Sarcoptiformes; Pyroglyphidae
Source: RefSeq, a predicted model, not a curated record
AAUAUCGAAUUUGAUUGAAACAACGACAACGACAACAACAACAACAGCAGCAGCAGCAGCAACAAUCUCAACGACAGCAACUAUAGAUAACACAUCGACAAUGACAGCCAUUUUGGAAAAUCUUGAUAUCAUCAAUGGAACAACAAUCGUGGUGGCCACUAAUAAUGAUCAAACGGAAUUGAAUAAUUCAUCAACAACAACACCAUCAUCAUCAUUAUUUCCUAUUGAUGGUGAAAUUUUUAAAAAUCUCAAAGAUAAUUUAACUGAAAUUGCUAACAAUGUAAUUGAUGCUGAACAAAAUUUACAGAAUAAAACUGUAGAUUUUUUCAAAAAUGAUCUACCAGAUGGCAUGAAAAAUUUAACUUCAGGAAUUGGUACAAUGCUCGGUUAUGAUCAUCAUCAUGAUGAUGAUGGUCAACAACAAUCGAUGGCUUUGGCUUUUUAUGGAAUCGCUGUAUUGGCAUUACUUAUAGUGUUGGUAAUAGCUUGUUGGGCUAUUUAUCAUUAUAAAUUGAAAAAUCAUUUCGGUAAUAAUAAUCCAGAUAAUAAUAAUCCACAACCACAACAACAAUCGAAUGGUAAUAAAAAUGAUCAACAAAAACGUUCAACAAAUUUAUCUGAUAAUCUUUCAGCCAGUGGUGGCGGCAAUAGUGGUAAUAGAAAAAUUGUCGAUGACGUUGAAAAAGCAAUGACAGCAAUGGGUGCUGUACCAAGAGUCAUUGAUGCAGCUAACAAUGGUGAAUUGCAGCAGCAAUUGAAAUCAACAGCGAUGCGAAAUUAUUCGGAAAAUGCCGAUAACGUUAAUGAUGAUGGUGAUGAGGAACUAAAUGAUGUACAAAAAGCUAAACGUAAACGACAAACCAAUAAAGAUCGAACUGAUCCGGCUGAAAAUGAAGAAUUAUAAGAAUCUGAAUCACACAUUUACGCACGUAAUAAGCGUGGAUGAAUAUAUAGAAUUCAAUUUUUUUCAUACAGUUUAGCAGUAAUUUUUUUCUUGUUGUUGUUGUUGUCUG